Messenger RNA from Penicillium verhagenii, 1698 nucleotides. RefSeq names its product cytochrome P450. Lineage: Eukaryota; Fungi; Ascomycota; Eurotiomycetes; Eurotiales; Aspergillaceae. The transcript is spliced from 3 exons. Gene Ontology annotation, molecular function: heme binding; iron ion binding; monooxygenase activity. The record is from RefSeq and is a predicted model, not a curated record. Bases 1 to 1698 code for a protein of 565 amino acids.
AUGGCGAUAUCUAGUUGGCAGUUUGCCCAGAUUAUGGUAGUUGUGGCUACAUAUGGUCUGGUUCAUCAUGGGCCAACAUCGGGUUUCUUCGCUCGUGCUGGCUAUUUCGGAACCUUUCCCAUUCUUUAUUCUGCUGCCCUGUUUAUUUUGAUAAUUCACUCAAGAAUUUUGACACCUCUCUGGCUCAGUCCUCUUACGAAGCUGCCCCAACCAAAAGGCGGAAGCUGGUGGAAUGGUCACUUCAAGAAGAUUUUCUAUGCGGGAACCGGCGAGGUUGAGAGAAAAUGGAUUCACGAGAUUCCUAAUGAUGGCAUCAUUUAUUACCGCAGUCUGUUGAACACCACGCGAAUUAUUCUCACGGCACCCAAGACCAUUCAGGAGGUUGCAACCCGAGUUGACGAAUUUAAAAAACCGGUACUGGCAAGGGCCGUUGCUGGAAAGAUUCUGGGAGAAGGCCUUGUUUUGUCUGAGCUUGACAAGCACAGACAGCAGCGACGUGUUUUCAUGCCCAUCUUCGCUCCAAAACACAUUCGCGAAAUGUACCCCAUUUUCUGGGGUAAGACCUGCGAAGUUACCCAAAAGCUCACCGAGCUUGUGGCCGAACAGUCGAAGCAAUCUCACACCGACCACGCAGUCUUUGAAGUUGGACACUGGGCAUCUCGCGCCGCUCUUGACAUUAUUGGUAUGGCAACAAUUGGUGAAGAUUUCGGUUCGGUUGAAAAGGAGGAUGCACCCCUGGCAUCAGCAUACAGAAAGACCAUCGAGCCAACACGUGGCCAUGUCGCCCUUGCAAUGCUGAAAAUUUGGUUCCCCGAGUGGCUCAUCAACAUGCUGCCUAAUCAAAUCAACCGCACCCUCGACGAGUCGGUACCUGUAUUCCGGAAUCUGUGCCGAGACCUCCUUCGGGAAAGACGCCAGAUGGCUGCCGAGAAGGUGAACGGAGGCAAGGAUCUCCUGAGCCUGUGCUUCAAAUACGAGGACGUCGCAGCCGCAGACGAGGAGGGUGUCAUUGACCAAAUGACCACUUUCCUAGCAGCCGGUCACGAAACCAUUUCAGUCGGUGUUACCUGGACCCUUUACAUGCUUUGCCUUCAUCCAGAAUGGCAAACCAUCCUCCGCGAGGAGGCCCGCGCCAAUUUGCCCGAUCCGAACGCCAACUAUGCCCCCGACGAGGAAAAGCAGACGCCCAGCGCGACCAGUGCAGAUGUCGAGCAAAUGCCCAUGAUGCAAGCCUUUGUUAACGAGGUCUUGCGCUGGUACCCUCCCAUCCCGCAGACCAUGCGUGAGGCUCUGGAAGAUACUGUGAUCGACGGCCAGAUUGUUCCAAAGGGUACACUUAUUGUUAUUCCCUUCAAGGGUCUCCACCGUGAUUCUCGUUUCUGGGGCCCUGAUGCCAACCAGUUCAACCCCCGACGAUGGAUCAAUGCCGACGGCACUGUCAGCUUGAACGGAGGGUGUCUGAACAAGUACGUCAACCUGUCUUUCAUGCAGGGCCAGCGUAGCUGUAUUGCGCAGGGCUUCUCCAAGGCUGAGAUGGCGUGCCUUAUUGGUGCUUGGGUUGGUCGCUUCAAGUUUGAGCUUGUUGAUACCACCCUUUUGGAUGAGGAUAAAAUGCCUAUCACCAUUGGCAGCUUGUCGUCGAAGCCAGUCAACGGCUUAGAUGUCAAGUGGUCAAUUGUAGAGGGGUGGAGGGACUAA